Callorhinus ursinus (northern fur seal) is the source of this 6075-nucleotide messenger RNA. NCBI's taxonomy places the organism in Eukaryota, Metazoa, Chordata, Mammalia, Carnivora, Otariidae. The record is from RefSeq and is a predicted model, not a curated record.
GAGACAGUCCACUUAAAUGCAGUUCCAGGGUUGCAGGACGCCCACCAGCAUCACUCCCCGUGCGAGGUGGCAAAUACAACAUGCUCUCCAGCUUGGGGUGUCUACUUCUCUGUGGAAGUAUUGCACUAGCCCUGGGAAAUGCACAGAAAUUGCCAAAAGGUAAAAGGCCAAGCCUGAAAGUCCACAUCAAUACCACAAGCGACUCUAUCCUCUUGAAGUUCCUACGUCCAAAUCCAAAUGUAAAACUAGAAGGUUUUCUCCUGGGAUAUGGCAGCAACUUGUCACCAAACCAGUACUUCCCUCUUCCAGCGGAAGGGAAAUUCACGGAGGCUGUGGUCGAUGCGGAGCCUAAAUAUCUGAUUGUUGUGCGGCCUGCUCCUCCUCCAAGUCGAAAGAAGUCAUGCUCAGGUAAAGCGCGCUCCCGCAAACCUCUGCAGCUGGUGGUUGGCACUCUGACACCAAGCUCCGUGUUCCUGUCUUGGGGUUUCCUCAUUAACCCACACCAUGACUGGACGUUACCAAGUCACUGUCCCAAUGACAGAUACUAUACAAUUCGCUAUAGAGAAAAGGAUAAGGAAAAGAAAUGGGUUUUUCAACUCUGUCCGGCCACUGAGACAAUUGUGGAAAAUCUAAAACCCAACACAGUUUAUGAAUUUGGAGUGAAAGACAAUGGAGAAGGUGGAAUUUGGAGUAAGAUUUUCAAUCACAAGACUGUUGUUGGCAGUAAAAAAGUAAAUGGGAAAAUCCAAAGCACUUAUGACCAAGUCCACACAGUGCCAGCAUAUGUCCCAAGGAAGCUAAUCCCAAUAACCAUCAUCAAACAAGUGAUUCAGAAUGUUACUCACAGGGCUUCAACUAAAUCCCCAGAUAAGACUCCUUUUGGAGGAACAAUAUUAGUCCAUCUUAUUAUUCCAGGCCUUAAUGAAACCACUGUGAAACUUCCUACGUCCAUUAUGCUUGAGAUUUCGGAUGCAAUUAAGACACAGUUAGCUAAGAAUGAAACGUUGGCAUUACCUGCUGAAUCUAAAACACCAGAGGUAGAAAAAAUCCCAGCACAACCCGUAACAGUGACUGCUGGGUCAGUGCCAAGGACCACGAAACCUACUGUGUCUAGCGCAUUAGAAUUUUCAGAAAAAACACUGGUUCUCAGCGAAAGGACCCCGGAAACCCUGCAAACUAUUCUAAUACCUAGGUUUGAAUUGCCACUGAGCACUCUAGCUCCAAAAAGGCUUCCAGAAUUUCCUCAGGCAAACACACCCUUUCCCUUUGAGAAGCCUGAGGGCACUCUGGCUUCGAGUGAAAAGCCAUGGAUUGUGCCUACAAGUAAAACAUCUGAAGAUUCCAAACUUCUCCCACCUCAAACUGCCGCUUACGAUGUUUUCUCAAGCCCUGCGACAUCAGAUGAGCCUGAAAUGUCAGAACCCCACACAGCAACAAGUGAUCCAUUUCUGGACUCUGUCCCACCUAAAACUUCUAGAACUCUUGAACAGCCAAGGGCAACACUGGCUCCAAGUGAAACACCAUUUGUCCCUCAAAAACUGGAAAUCUUUACCAGUCCUGCAAUGCCACCUACAACAUCUGCUGCCCAGCAAACUACAUCUAUCCCUUCUACACCUAAACGACGCGUCAGGCCCAAACCACCAAGAACCAAACCUGAAAGAACCACAAGUCCUGGGACAAUUACACCUAAAAUUCCUAAAAGCCCUGAACCUACAUGGACAACGCUGGCUCCCAGUAAAACACAAUUUAUUUCUUUGAAACCUAAAAUUCCUCUCACCCCAGAAGGGACACCCACCAAACCUGCUCCACCAAAGACCAAACGACCAGGUCGUCGCCCCCGCCCUAAAACCACACCUAGUCCAGAUGUGCCCAAGUCCAAACCUGCUCUGGAACCUGCUACAGUACCUCUGGAGCUCUUGGUGCCCACAAUCGCAUCAAAACCAUCCAAAAGACCUAAAACCACACAUAGACCAGAUGCAUCUCAAAUCCAGCCUGUCUUUAAGCCUGUUACAUUUGAGACGGAAGCUCCCUCUCCAACCAUAGUUCCUGCCACAGACCUUGAACCUGUAACUCUGAGAACUGAGACUCCCACGACAACGUUAGCUCCAAAAACAUCACAACGACCAAGAACACGCCGUCCACGUCCCAAACAUAAAACCACACCGAGCCCAGCUGCAUCUCAGAGCAAACUAGCUACAACAACAAAGAGACCUCGUCGUCCACGCCCCAAAGCUAAAACCACAUCCCAUCCAGAAGUACCUCAGACCAAACUGGUUAUACUUAGAACGGAGGCUCCAGUGACCACACUAGCUACUAAAACAUCACAAAGACCCCGUCGUCCACGUCCCAGACCUAAAACCACACCAAGCCUUCAAGUACCUCAGACCAAAUCCGUUCCUGCUACAGUUCUUGAACCUGAGGCCCCAGGAACAACAUUAGCCUCUGAAACAUCACAACAGACACGUCGUCCACGUCCCAGACCAAAAACCACACCAAGUCUUGAAGCUUCUGAGUUCAAACCAGUUCCUACUGCAGACCUUGAACCUGUUGUGUUCAGAACUGAGACAUGGGUAACAACACAAGCUCCUAAAACAUCAAAACGGACCCGUCGUCCACAUCCCAAACAUAAAACUACACCAACUUCUGAAGCACCUCAAACAAAACUGGUUCCUACUACAGAUUUUGAACCUGGCCCUCUUAGAACUAAAGCUCCAGAAAUCGUGGUUCUUCCUACAGCCCUUGAACCCGUCACUCUUAGAACCAAGGCUCCAGAAACAUUAGCUCCUAAAACAGUACAACGAACCCGUCGUCCACGUCCCAGACCUAAAACCACAUCAAGCCCUGAGACACCUCAGACCAAACAGGUUCCUGCUACAAGCUUUGAACCUGUUAUUCAUAGUUCUCAGGCUCCAGAAACAGCAUUAGCUCCCACUGAACUGCAAACUCUUAUUUUGAAACCAGUGACAUCACCAAGCCUAGAAAUGACACAGAGUCAACCUGUUUCUGAAGUCCUGGAAUCGGUUACAUUAAGCACUGAGUCAUCAAAGGAAGCUCUAGCACCAACUGUAACAGAUUAUCUGUACCCCUCUGCCAAAGCACCACUCAGUCCAGAGGAACCAAAGACUGGAGUUGUGGAAUCUAUUACAAAUGUGUCUGAACCACCCGAGACCACGCUAGAGACAUCUCCUCUGCCUUCCCAAACUAUAAUCCUACCCAGCCCAGAUGAGCCUUCGACCGAGCCGGCUCCCAAGCAGACACCGCGUGCUCCUCCCAAACCAAAAACAUCUCCACGUCCAAGAAUCCCACAAACACAGCCAGCCCUCAAGGUGUCCCACCAUGUUACUUCAAAGCCAAAAGCAUUACCAAGUCCAGAAGUAUCAUAUACUCCACCUGUUCCAAGAGAUGUGCUCCUUCCCCCUAAACCAGACCCUGAAGUCUCUCAGAGCGAGCCUGUUCUGCAACCUGUUACCUUUAGAAUUGAUCCACCAGAGACAACAAUAGCUCCUUUAGAGACACGAGGCAGCCCUUUCAUACCCAUGAUUCCACCAAGUACUACUAGUGAAGAGGAACUGCAAGCCACUCUGGCAGAAACAGACCAAUCCACCCAAGGAUUCUUCACAACUAAGAUUCCGCUAACAACUGAAUUGGCAAAGACAACUCAGGCACCACACAGAUUGUAUACUACUCCUGUGAGGCCCAGAAUACCGGACAAAGCACACAUCAGACCCAUUCUGAAUAAGACAACUAUAAGACCUAGUAGACUCAAACCCAGUAGGACUCCCAAAGAGAAUGGAAUGGGAACAGGGGUCAAGCAAGUACCAAAGCCAUCAAGUGCUGGUAAAAAUAUGUCAGUGGACUCUACCCACUCCACCAAAAAACCAGCCGCAGUCCCAGGCACUCGCCGCCCACCCUUGCCACCUAGACCUGUGCCCCCACGAAGAAAACCUUUACCACCAAAUAAUGUCACUGGCAAGCCAGGAAGUGCAGGAAUCAUUUCAUCAGGCCGAGUGACUUCUCCACCCCUGAGGGCCACACUUAGGCCUACUGAAGCCCCUUCAGAAAGAACAGAGACAGAUGAAAAGCAACCGACAGCUCCUGCCUCAGGAGAAGAUCUUGGUAAUAUAACUGACUUUAGCUCAAGUCCAACAAGAGAAACUGAUCCUCUUGGGAAGCCCAGAUUCAAAGGUCCUCAUGUGCGAUACAUCCAAAAACCUGACAACAGACCCUGCUCCAUCACUGAUUCUGUCAAACGGUUCCCCAAAGAGGAUGCCACCGAGGGGAAUGCCACCAGCCCACCGCAGAACCCACCUACCAACCUCACUGUGGUCACUGUGGAAGGAUGUCCCUCAUUUGUCAUCCUGGACUGGGAUAAGCCACUAAAUGAUACCGUCACUGAAUAUGAAGUUAUAUCCAGAGAAAAUGGGUCAUUCAGUGGGAAGAACAAGUCCAUACAAAUUACAAAUCAAACCUUCUCCACGGUAGAAAAUCUAAAACCAGAUACAAGCUAUGAAUUCCAGGUGAAACCCAAAAACCCACUUGGAGAAGGCCCACCCAGCAACACAGUGGCAUUCAGUACUGAAUCAGCGGACCCAAGAGUGAGCGAGCCAGUUUCUGCAGGGAGAGAUGCCAUCUGGACUGAAAGACCCUUUAAUUCAGACUCUUACUCAGAAUGUAAGGGCAAACAGUAUGUCAAACGGACGUGGUAUAAAAAAUUUGUAGGGGUGCAGCUGUGCAACUCUCUCCGAUACAAGAUUUAUCUGAGUGACUCCCUCACAGGAAAAUUUUAUAACAUAGGCGAUCAGAGAGGCCAUGGAGAAGACCACUGCCAGUUUGUGGACUCGUUUUUAGAUGGACGCACAGGACAGCAACUCAGUUCUGACCAGUUACCCACCAAAGAAGGCUAUUUCAGAGCAGUUCGUCAGGAACCUGUCCAAUUUGGAGAAAUAGGUGGUCACACCCAAAUCAAUUAUGUCCAGUGGUAUGAAUGUGGGACCACAAUUCCUGGAAAAUGGUAGAUGCUGCAAUCAGGAUCAAAAGUGCCUUCUGUUUAUCAUGGCAAAAAAAAAAUUGGAAGCACUAUAGUAUUUGUCACAUUCAUUUAAAGCUGUUAUGUUUACUAUGUAUUAAAGUGUAAUAGCCAUAGUAGAUGUUUAUUAGAAAUGUUGCUGAGAAUAUUUAUCAGGUUUUACAAAAUCCUUUUAAGAAAACAAGAUAUUGACAUUAACAGGAUAACAUUUUUAGGGAAGCUGGCUCCCUAUCCAUGGUAUUUUAAGAGAUCAUUUGUAUAUUAUUUAUCACUGUUGUAAUGAUGUUUUGAGAUACUUUUAUAACAAAUUUAACAUCAAAAACUAAUAUACUUUUAAAAAAAUAUUUUAUUAAAGUGUAUUCUUACUGGUGAGUUAAUUCCAUAAAUCUCAACUUGGUUUAACUUAUUAGAUCAAAUUAUCUGAGCAUUUGUAUCUGGGGGAAAAAAGGUCCUAAUAUUCAUGUUUAUAUAAACUUCAAAUUUUUAGCAAUAGCUAAAUAGCUUUCCUGACGCAUUUCAAUCAAUAGUUAACCAUUCAUGCCGAUACACAUUUCCUUAAAUCUUUGCAAAUUACUGAAAACUGUUAGAAUAUCUGAUCUACUCAAUUUCAAAAUACACAUUUUGUUCUUUCUCUACCCAUAAAUAUGUUACAAUGUCUGAAUGUACUUUAUCAAACUAUCCCUUUAAGCAGGGAUUUGUCUUCAUACUGUUGUUAAUAGAAUUCUAAUGAAGCUGUACAUAGAGACUGAAUGUGAAGUCUGAGCACAGAAGUAAUGCAUGACAUCCCUACCACUUUACAGGCCAUGUACUGUUUUUAGACCUCUAGGAAUGAAUGUAUCAGAGAAUGUUUUCAUAAUUCUGUCUAACUCAACUUGUAAUGAAAAUCUCAUUUAUUUUAAAAAAAAAAAGUCCAUUUGCGGAGGGACAUGGGAAUGCUGCAUUGUUGCCCUCUUUCUGAAAGGACCUUUCCUCUGCUUCAACAUGCUUCAAGUUUAUCGAUGCUACAUUUUGUAUUUUUCAAGCAAGUAUAAACUCUGCAAUAAAGAGAU